AUGGGGAAGAAGAAUGGUCGAAGGAAUAAAAGUACAGCUUCAGUCGGAAGCCAAGGAAAGAAGAAUCAGCGUCAUCCAUCGGCAGCUAGUGAAACUGCGCGCAAAUUCCAAGUUCAAAUUGAUGGAUAUAACGCAUUUUUGCUAUCAGUGACUCGUCUUGGAAAAUUAGGAAACGAGUUCACGUGGCACGACAUUCGAAAGUAUUAUCACAAAGAAACUCAGCGUACACUAACAGUCGAAGAAUUAAACGCGAUUUUCUGCCAGAAGAAUAUGACAAAGCGAGAUCUUUUCGAAUUGCCGAAUGUCAAGAGCUUCUUGGAACCUCUCGAUGGUACUAUGAUGUGCAGAUUUAAACUCAUUCCAGAAGGAAUUGAAGAAGCCCAUAUGAGAAAAUACGAAGAUGUCAAUCAGUACAAUCCGGCCCAUGUCAAAGUUUCGUCAUCUGUGUCGUCGUUGAAUGAAAAUUCAUCAGCAUCUGUUUCUCCAAUUGCUCAUCAGGAAGAGCAUAUCUCAAUCACAAAAUCUAUCGCUAUUUCGACCGAGGUUGAUGGCAAAAAUGGACCUACUUCUGAUUUGAGCAAAUCUGACGUGAUUUCGGUAAUUUCUGUCUUAUCUGUAUUAUUAAAAAAUAAUAUAAUUUCGUUUUGGAAUGAACACGGCGCAUUGUCUCAUCAACAUUCCCUGCAAUCGUCGGUUACUGAUGAUGAAGGAUGGAUGUCUGGAAGAGAAACCAGAUCAGAUAAUUUGUCUCCUCAAUUGGAUACAACCGAAUCAGCAGCUAAGGAACCAUUCGAAGACGACGUUUUUGAAAAUGAUGUGAUUAAAAAUGAUGAGCCAAGAAUUUCCGCCGGAAGCGAUCAAAUCGAUGGAGCAGUUCUUUCGAAUGUGCUUAUUGUCGAUGAGAAAAAUGAGCACGAGGUUUAUGCACCGCCACAAUCACAGUUUGUUAUAUCCAGCUCAAUCGAAGCAGCAUUUGAAGCUCUUGAUAAAAAUGACAAAGUUGAUAUCAAAAUUGUCGAAAAGAUCAUCGAAAGAACUGAAAUUUCAAACAUAAAAGCCGUUGAUUCUAAAGAUCAAGUUGUUCCGAAGUCGCCAACAAUCAAAAAACUUAUCGAGAAAUUCGACACUCCUGUGAAGUUCGGAGAGACGAGAACUCUAUCGAAAAGCUUCGAAGAAUCGCCGAAAUCAAUUUAUGCGCAAGUAUUGGAAGAGAUUGAAGGAGAUGGAAAGGUUGAGAAACACCAGACACUGCCGAUGGAGCAGGAAUCGCCACCAAAAGUGAUUUUCCGAUCGACAUCGACUACAAGCGGAGCAAUACUUCAAGCUCAGGAAGAGCUUGAGGAUUUUGUCGCUGAGCAAAAGGCGAAAAAAGAAGAAGAUAAACCUGAAAAUGUUUCAGGAUCUGACGGUUUCACAUUGAAAGAGCAAUCUUCGUUGACUUCUUUGGAUCGUGAAUAUUUCCAAUCGCGAAUGAACGCAAAUGAAGAUUUGUUUGUCGAGCUUGGAGUCAAGGACUGCGAUGGAUUCACACCGCGUCCUUCACUGACAAAUAAUGAGGGCGCCUUGGUUGCUGACGAACAAGUUGCCCAACAAUCGAAAAGCAAUGAGAGUGCUGUGACUUCCGAAGGAUUGAUAACUGUCAUAGAGAGAGGUGUGUCACCACCAUCGCAAGAGAAAAAUGCGGAGGAACCAGAGGAAGAGAAUGGGGCCGACAGAAAACGCUAUGAUUCUGUUGAAAGCGAUGCAGAUGUUCCCUAUUCUUUGUGCAGUGAAGACGAAGGCGAACCAAUGACAAUGAUCGAGAAAACAAUGACACCGCCACCGAAACCAGAAGCUAAAACGAGAACUGUCGUGGUUAACGUUGAGCUGGAUGCUAAGGCAAAUCGAGAAGUUGCUGUCGAUGUCACCACACCAUUGAAGGAAAGAAUUGCUGCUCUCAACGCGGCUGCAUUUGGUAAAAUUCCGGUUGUUCCAUUGGCAAAACUCGACAGCGUUGAAGACGAAUCUAAUAUUCUUGUUUUGAAUAGAACCGAGGAUCUCGAAACUUCAGCUUUGGAAUUCAAACCACCAAUUCAAGCGAUGAAUGAAGACGGAUCCAUGAAGGCGGGACGUCGACAGGCAAGAUUCUUGCGUGGCGGUUGCUGUCUUGUCAUGUAA
Caenorhabditis bovis is the source of this 2157-nucleotide messenger RNA. The record is from the annotation of a GenBank genome assembly. Lineage: Eukaryota; Metazoa; Nematoda; Chromadorea; Rhabditida; Rhabditidae.